AGGUAGUUGAGUCUCAAGCGGCGCGAGCUGAAACUUGAGGAACAUGGCGAAGACCUUGAAGCUGGCGCUGAGCGCUUUGGCCUUCGCUCAGGCCCACAAGCCUCGUGCUGAUGUGGAGCAAGCCUUCGAUCAGUUCCUGAAGGAUUUUGACAAGAGCUACGACGACGUCGAGAAGCAGGCCCGCUUUGCUGCCUUUGCCGAGAAUUACGAGUACAUCCAGCGCGAGAACGCCAAGAAGCUGUCGUACAAGCUGGGUCUCAACGAGUUUUCGGACAUGACCCUGGACGAGUUCAAGAUGGGCAUGCUGGGCAUGAACAUGCCGGAGUCAGUCUGGGGCAACGUGGCGAGCGGGGGAGUGCACAAAGUGAGCAACGCGAGCCUGCCAAAAUCUGUCGACUGGAGAGGAAAGGCAGUGACCCCGGUGAAGAACCAGCAGCAGUGCGGAUCUUGCUGGGCUUUCAGCACCACCGGCGCGUUGGAGGGGGCCUGGGCCCUCGCGACUGGCAAGCUGGUGUCCCUGUCCGAGCAGCAGCUGGUGGAUUGCUCCAAGAAGUUCGGCAACCAGGGCUGCAGCGGCGGCCUCAUGGACAACGGCUUCAAGUACGAGGAGCAGGCGCCGGUGUGCACGGAGGACAGCUAUCCCUACACUGCCAAGAACGGCAUCUGCAAGGCUUCCGGCUGCACGGUGGGCAUCCCGGCCCACGGUGUGACCAGCUACGUGGACGUGAAGGCGGACGACGAGCAGGCUCUCAUGGAUGCGGUGGCCAAGCAGCCGGUGUCCGUUGCCAUUGAGGCGGACCAGAUGGCCUUCCAGAUGUACAAGAGCGGCGUGCUCACGAAGACCUGCGGCACCAAGCUGGACCACGGCGUGCUGGUGGUGGGCUACGGCACGGAGGACGGCACGGACUACUGGCUGGUGAAGAACAGCUGGGGCGCUACCUGGGGAGAGCAGGGCUUCGUGAAGCUGGAGCGUGGCAAGGCCGGCCCCGGCGAGUGCGGCAUCAAGUCGCAGGCCUCUUACCCGGUGGUGUCCGGCUCCGGCCCCUCUCCUUCCCCGCCAUCCCCGCCAUCCCCGCCGUCCCCGCCGUCUCCUCCGUCCCCGCCCUCCCCUCCCAGCAAGAGCCACUACGAGAAGCCGCCCUGCCAGAGCGACGAGACCCAGGCCGAGGUGGAGGGUGCUGGCGGCAGCGUCUGCGCGCCCAAGUGCAACACCGGCGCCUGCCCCAGCGACGUGCCGGCAGGCACCACCGCGCACCCCAUGUGCAUCCUGCAGGACAGCAGCAGCGGCGACAAGUACUGCGCACUUGCAUGCAUCGUGGGCGGCUGCCCCAGCGGUUCCAAGUGCGUCCACCUCUCCAGCCUUCUGGGCAUUUGCGUCUACCCCGACUCCAAGCCUGCUCCUUUGAAGCUUGGGCUCGCCACAGGCACUGAGAUGGUUAUCUGAGUUGCUGCGUCCAAAGCGCCUGGCAGCCUUGACAGCUUGAGUCGGACAGCUUGAGGGCUGGACAGACAGACGUUGUCAAUACCUUCAAUUGAUGUGCGUUUGAUGCAGUGCUGAGCUGCUUGAGCUGGCCUGCGUCUCCAGCAUGUCACAGCUUUUGGCAUAGAGAGCCCAGAAGCAAAACGGGAUUGCAAGUUGCUGUCAGCCGUUUGCCUCUUCGUGUGUUUGCGAAGGAGUUAGCAUCUUCUUGCUUGCAGGUUUUUGUGCAUACCAGGCAUCAAGGAAGGC
Molecule: messenger RNA, 1729 nt
Organism: Effrenium voratum
Lineage: Eukaryota; Dinophyceae; Suessiales; Symbiodiniaceae
Source: the annotation of a GenBank genome assembly